Sitodiplosis mosellana (orange wheat blossom midge) is the source of this 2790-nucleotide messenger RNA. It is a transcript of the gene CRMP, whose product is annotated as dihydropyrimidinase. The transcript has 8 exons. Gene Ontology annotation, molecular function: dihydropyrimidinase activity. Gene Ontology annotation, biological process: pyrimidine nucleobase catabolic process. Bases 381 to 2171 code for a protein of 596 amino acids. Gene Ontology annotation, cellular component: cytoplasm; cytosol. NCBI's taxonomy places the organism in Eukaryota, Metazoa, Arthropoda, Insecta, Diptera, Cecidomyiidae. The record is from RefSeq and is a predicted model, not a curated record.
UCAACGUUUGCGCGCAUUGCAUUCGGCACGGUUCCAUUCAACGUUUCAGUUGUAAAGUGUUUGUCAGGCGGAAAGGUUGUUUUUUUUAUCCGGAGCGUCUACGUUUGUUGUUAACAAGAGAAAAAUCAUUUCAUUUUUGUUUCUUACACAAUAUAUAAUAUUUAUCAUCAUUGUGUGCCCACUGCGGUUUCUCACACCAUAAACGAACUGUGUUGAGUAGUGCUCGAAAGAAUAAGACAAGUGCGAUAUAAAUAACGCACGCUAAACGCAAGCGACUGACACAAAUAGCAUUCACACAAUCAGCUGUAUUUUUCUGUGUGAUUCGUUCAUACAACAAAAACUUCUAUUGUAACGCAGCAAGUGUUUAAUAAGUCGAAAAAAUGUCAUCAUCAUCACCACAAGCAACACCUGUUAAAAAGAUACCCAUUCAUUUGCAAAGCUCGCAGAGUCGGCUUUACAUUAAACGUGGCCAAGUUGUGAAUCACGAUAGUACGAUUGCGGCUGAUAUCUACAUAGAAGAUGGUAUUAUAAAAUAUGUUGGACCAAGCGGGGAAUUUGUUGUUCCAGGCGGUGUUCGGGUGAUUGAUGCAGCCAAUCGUCUAAUUUUGCCCGGUGGAAUUGAUCCACACACACAUAUGCAAUUGCCAUUCGGUGGCGCUGUUGCUGUGGAUGAUUUUUAUAAAGGAACAAAGGCGGCGAUAGCCGGAGGAACCACCACCAUCAUAGACUUUGUUUUGCCAAACAAAGGUCAAUCGCUUUUAGAGGCAUACGACCAAUGGAGAUCAUGGGCUGAUCCAAAAGUGUGCUGUGAUUAUGGUUUGCAUGUGGGCGUCACAUGGUGGUCGAAAUCGGUGCGUGAUGAAAUGCGAAUUCUAUGCGAAGAGCGUGGUGUGAAUUCAUUCAAAAUGUUCAUGGCAUACAAGGGCCUCUACCAGUUGGAAGAUUCCGAUUUGUACGAAGCGUUUGAAACUUGUAAAGAAUUGCAGGCCCUUGCUCAAGUACACGCUGAAAAUGGCAGCAUUAUCGAAAAAAACACUGCGAAACUGCUGGCAGCAGGCGUUACGGGACCAGAAGGCCACGAAUUGUCACGCAGUGAAGAAGUCGAAGCAGAAGCCGUCAAUCGAGCGUGCAUCAUUGCUCAUCAGGUUAAUUGCCCGUUGUAUGUAGUUCACAUUAUGAGUAAAUCGGCAUCGAUUGAAAUUGCCCGUGCACGUCGUCGUUACAAGGGUGUGGGCAUAUUUGCAGAAACAUUGGCUGCCACUUUGGGUAGCUAUGAAGCCCACCAUUCAUGUUUCCGACAUGCGGCUGCACAUAUUCUAAGCCCACCCUUGAGACCCGAUCCAAAAACACCCGAAUUCGUUAUGAAAAUGCUUGCAAAAGGCCACUUGCAAACCACCGGAAGCGAUAAUUGCACAUUCAACCGUGAGCACAAAGAAUUGGGCAAGAAUAACUUCACCAAAAUUCCCAAUGGUGUAAACGGAGUGGAGGAUCGUAUGUCGAUCGUUUGGGAAAAGGGUGUUGAAGGACGAAUUAUUAGUCCACAGAAAUUUGUUGCAAUCACCAGUACCAAUGCGGCUAAGAUCUUCAAUUUGUAUCCACGCAAAGGACGUAUUGCCGUUGGUUCGGACGCUGAUAUCGUAAUAUGGAACCCAGAAGCGACCAGAGUCAUUUCGGCCAAAACCCAUUACCAGGCAUGCGACUUCAACAUCUUUGAGGGCAUGAAAGUGCAUGGAGUACCAGAAGUGGUCAUCGUGCGUGGAAAAGUGUGUGUUGAAAAUGGCCAGGUGCGUGUUGCAGAAGGUCAAGGUCGUUUCAUUGAAACACCAAUCAAUGCACCAUACGUGUAUAACCCGUUGAAUGGUGAAUCGAACGGUGAUGAAGUUGACGACCGUGAAAAUGGUGACGAUAAAAAUGGUGCUAUUGAGCAAUUGGAAAUUGAAAUUCCAGUAAUUGAACCGAUCGCCAAGUACUUGGCAGGACCAGCUCUAAGCAUUACAUCGGAAACACCAUCAACAGCUCAAUCGAUUUGCGGAAGAGGAGCACGUCCAGAUGGUCAACGCAAUCUUCAAAAUUCGUCAUUCUCGAUUAGCGAGGAACUCGACAACAGUGCAACACGUUCAACAAUCAAGGUGCGAAAUCCUCCAGGUGGAAAAUCGUCUGGAUUCUGGUAAAUUUCAGCACUCAACCUCCCGUUUACACAAUAUUCUACACUACACUACACACACACACUAAAACAAAUGGAUUUGGGGACAUCAACAUAUAUAACGAAAAUGGUGCAAAAAAGCAGACCGUAGUGAUUAAGUACAAAUGAUACUAACUGAAAAGAAAACAUAGUACGCGGAAUCACAUGAAUCUAUUAAUGUAUUUAAUAAUCACAUUACAAUCCAUUUCCCCUUUUUCCCAUUUUGUAUGCGCAAUAAAUUCAUUAAGCAGAUGCAGCCUUUGAAAAACGAUUGUAUCGGAAAAUUAGUUAGACAUUAGCUUAAGGUACGUUUCGCUUCAAGUUAAACUAAAUUCCUAGAUGAAAUGGGCCAGAGUAUGUGUUGAUUCGGAGCAGAUGCAAGUAGACUAAAUAUUUCCGAACGAAAAACAUUGAAAAACAGGAACAGACAACACAAAAACCAUGCAUACACACAGUCACAAUUAAGUCGCCAUCUCAUCGCCGAAAUUCCAAAGAUCGCUUUCUUUUUUUAAUCAGUUAAUAUUUAAAAGGAAAAUUAAUGGUGUUUUUAUGAAAAUGCAUGUAUUUGUACAACAAAUAUACAAUAAUAAUAAAUUACAAAAUCGACA